Molecule: messenger RNA, 1167 nt
Organism: Saprolegnia parasitica CBS 223.65
Lineage: Eukaryota; Oomycota; Saprolegniomycetes; Saprolegniales; Saprolegniaceae
Exons: 1
Coding region: 1-1137 (378 amino acids)
Molecular function (GO): protein binding
Source: RefSeq, a predicted model, not a curated record
AUGGCGCACUGCGUCUUGACGUCGCGGGACCUCUUGCGCGAGAUGGGCGCGUACCAGAGCGGCUGCUACGCGGACCUCCUGCCCUUCCUUCGCCUUCUACAGAGCACGACGCCCCGCUACUUUCGGCUCAGCGACCACGGCGCCUUCCACGCCCUGCUCGAGCCUUGGCGCUCGGUGUUUAGCAUUGACCGCUUCGUGCGCGCCAAGCCCGAGUGGGCCUCGUACGUCUUGAGCUACGCUGCGAUCUACGGCAAGGUCGAGCUGCUCGCAGACUUGCACGCCCAGGGCCACUUUGUCAACGACGAGAUUGUGUGGGCGCUCGCGGCCGAGCACGGGCACGUGUCCAUCUUUGCCUUCUUGGCACGCAUCGUCUGCGACCCGUACACGGCCACCGCCAUGACGCACGCCGCCAAGUACAAUCAACUUGCUGUCGUGCGCUUCUUGGACUCGCACUUUGGUCCGUGGCGCAACCGGUGGCCGCUCACGACGGCAUGCAACCACGGCCACGUGGACGUCGCGCGCUACUUGUAUGCGCACAGCGACGGCGCCAGCGUGCCCAACCUCAUGCGCGGCGCGGCCAUGCACGGACACCUCGCCGUGCUUGCGUUUUUGCACGAAAGCGGCUACGCGCACUGCAGCACGCUCGAAAUGGACAUGGCGGCCAGCCACGGCCACGUGGACGUGGUUCGGUAUUUGCACACGCAUCGAGGCGAGGGCUGCACGAUGCGAGCCAUGGACCUCGCGGCCAUGCACGGCCACUUGGACGUUGUACAGUUCUUGCAUCAACAUCGCAUCGAGGGCUGCACGACGGACGCGAUGGACAGUGCAGCGAGUGAGGGCCACCUCAAGGUCGUCCAGUUCCUGCACGAGCAUCGAGGCGAGGGCUGCACGACGGACGCCAUGGACGGGGCCGCGAUGCACGGGCAUCUGGACAUUGUCCACUUCUUGCACGAGCACCGGCGCGAGGGAUGUUCAACGUCGGCGAUGGACGGAGCAGCCAUCUACGGCCACACGGACGUGCUCGUCUUCUUGAGCGAGAAGCGCCAUGAAGGCUGUUCGGACGCCGCGCGCGCGUACGCCGCCAAGCACCAACCGCCGCACAUCGUGCGCCUCCUCAACACACCCCGUCCUAGCUGAGGCGAUGUUGAAUUGUUGAAUUGUUUUGGG